This is a messenger RNA of Thamnophis elegans (Western terrestrial garter snake), 5843 nucleotides long. RefSeq names its product autophagy related 9A (gene ATG9A). Lineage: Eukaryota; Metazoa; Chordata; Lepidosauria; Squamata; Natricidae. Bases 568 to 3120 code for a protein of 850 amino acids. Gene Ontology annotation, biological process: autophagy of mitochondrion; protein localization to phagophore assembly site. Gene Ontology annotation, cellular component: phagophore assembly site; autophagosome. The transcript is spliced from 19 exons. The record is from RefSeq and is a predicted model, not a curated record.
CUCUUCGGCCCGCCGUGACCUCUGAUUGGUAGCGGAAGACGCCAGACGGAGGGAAAGGCGGCGGAGGAGAAAGAGCGUCAGCCCACCAGAUGAGAAAAACGCUGUAGAAAUUCAAGGCUUAGAGACCCCCACCAUGCCGCUUGGUCUUGCCAGCCACAAAGCAAACAGAAUGUUUCUUCAGCAUUAGGGCAAGAUGGAACAGAAGUGGCAACAAUGCAAGCAUGUGCUCAGAAGGCAAGAGCAUCAUCUGCCAUGCUAUCGUAUUCCUGGGACCUUUUAACCCAACAGCAUCAGAAUAUUGGAAUGUAUCUUGUAACAGACUGCAGCUCAUAAACAUGGAGGCAAUGAAAGUUGAAGGGCUGGACAAUGAACAGAAUUUUUAAUGAAAUGGAGUCUUUUUUCUUGUUGUUUUCUCCUCAAGUAGUGAUCAGAGAGUAUAACUUAAAAGAAGAAGUGAUGAACUGCCUAUUUGACUGAUGGCUCAUAAUUACAUCAAAUUGCUGAUCCCUCCUCUCUCUGUCCUUCACUGCCCUUUAUGUCAGAGUUUAUAAGAAUUUAGAUGACAACAUGGCUCAUUUUGAUACUGAGUAUCAGCGAUUGGAGGCCUCAUAUAAUGACUCUCCCCCUGGAGAAGAAAAUCUGAUGGUCCAUGUCCCUGAGGGCAGCAAAUCUCCCUGGCAUCACAUUGAAAAUCUGGAUCUUUUUUUCUCUCGAGUCUAUAACCUGCACCAGAAGAAUGGCUUCACAUGCAUGCUUAUCAGUGAGAUCUUUGAGUUAAUGCAGUUCAUCUUUGUUGUGGCCUUUACUACAUUCCUUGUCAGCUGUGUUGACUAUGAUAUUCUCUUUGCCAACAAACUGGUGAAUCACAGUCAGCAUUCCAGUGACCCAGUCAAGGUGACUCUGCCAGAUGCUUUCCUGCCUCCCAAUGAGUGCAGUGCCAGAAUCCAGGCCAAUGGAUUUCUUCUCUCCAUCCUAGUGAUUGCAGGGGUCUUUUGGAUUCACCGGCUGAUUAAAUUCAUUUACAACAUUUGCUGCUACUGGGAAAUACAUUCUUUUUAUGUGAAUGCGCUCAAGAUUCCCAUGUCCAAUUUGCCCUACUAUACCUGGCAGGAGGUACAAGCACGGAUUAUACAAAUCCAAAAGGAGCACCAGAUCUGCAUUCAUAAGAAGGAGCUGACAGAACUGGACAUCUACCACCGCAUCUUGCGCUUCAAGAACUACAUGGUAGCCAUAGUGAACAAGUCACUCCUGCCUGUGCGCUUCCAUCUUCCCCUCCUGGGAGAUACUGUCUUCUAUACCCGUGGUCUCAAGUACAACUUUGAACUCAUUUUCUUUUGGGGCCCUGGCUCACUCUUUGAGAACGAAUGGAGUCUGAAGGCUGAGUACAAGCGUGGUAGCAAUCGCAUGGAGCUGGCUGACAAACUGGGCACCCGUAUCUUAUGGAUUGGCAUUGCUAAUUUUCUCCUUUGUCCACUUAUACUUAUAUGGCAGAUUCUUUAUGCUUUCUUCAGUUACACUGAAAUUCUCAAGAGAGAACCAGGCAGCCUGGGUGCCCGUUGCUGGUCUCUUUAUGGCCGCUGCUACCUGCGACAUUUUAAUGAGCUUGACCAUGAGUUGCACUCGAGACUCAGCAAAGGCUAUAAGCCAGCUUCCAAGUACAUGAACUGUUUCAUUUCUCCCCUGUUUACUAUUGUGGCGAAGAACGUGGCCUUCUUUGCUGGUUCUAUCCUUGCUGUCCUCAUUGCCCUCACAAUUUAUGAUGAAGAUGUACUAGCUGUAGAACAUGUUCUCACAACUGUCACCAUCCUGGGAGUGGCUGUCACUGUCUGUAGGUCCUUCAUUCCCGACCAACACCUGGUUUUCUGCCCAGAACAGCUGCUUCGAGUGAUUCUGGCACACAUUCAUUACAUGCCUGAUCACUGGCAAGGAAAUGCCCAUCGUUAUGAAACCAGAGAUGAAUUCGCUCAACUCUUCCAGUACAAGGCGGUGUUCAUUCUGGAAGAGCUGCUUAGUCCCAUUGUGACGCCCUUGAUUCUCAUUUUCUGUCUGAGGCCCAAAGCUUUGGAGAUCAUCGACUUCUUCCGCAACUUUACAGUGGAGGUGGUGGGUGUGGGAGACACUUGCUCCUUUGCCCAAAUGGAUGUGCGCCAGCAUGGGCAUCCUGCAUGGAUGUCAGCUGGGAAGACAGAAGCCUCCAUUUAUCAGCAGGCUGAGGAUGGCAAGACAGAGCUGUCCCUCAUGCAUUUUGCCAUCACCAAUCCACACUGGCAACCGCCUCGGGAGAGCACAGCUUUCAUUGGCUUGCUAAAGGAGCGGGUGCACCGUGAUAGCAGCCUGGCAUUGGCCCAGCAGGCUGUCUUGCCUGACAAUGCCCUGUUCACCUCUAUCCAGUCACUACAGUCUGAAUCUGAGCCACACAGUCUGAUUGCCAACGUGAUUGCUGGCUCCUCGGCACUUGGUUACCAGACAAUUCGUGAUGCACAGACUUCAAGGCAUCUGUCUGCUGUCUCUGAGGUGGCAUCUGCUUUGCGUUCCUUCUCCCCUCUUCAGUCUACCCAGACAAUACAUGGUAGUUCCCAUGCUGAUGGUGCCCAGCUUCGGGGACAUGGUAUAAUGACAAGCUCGGGGGUGGAUGCCAGGACAGCAAGCUCUGGAAGUAGUGCUUGGGAAGGUCAGCUCCAGAGCCUAAUUCUUUCAGAAUAUGCCUCUACUGAGAUGAGCCUGCAUGCUCUCUAUAUGCAUGAGCUACACAAGCAGCAUGCCCAGUUGGACCUUGAACGACACUUGUGGCACCGGCAGGAGAGUGAUGAGAGUGGUGAGAGUGCCCAGGAAGACCCAGAGGCCCAGAGGAACACCCCUAGCAGCACCAUGCCUCGCUCAGCCAGCUAUCCUUUUGCCUCCCCACGCCAAGUUGGUGAUGAGGCAUCUGCUCUACAGGCAGGCUUCCAGCGCCGUUAUGGUGGUGUCUCGGAUCCUGGUCCAGUGAAUAGGGCUCCAUCACACUUUGCUCGGCUGCCACUUGGGGGCUGGGCAGAAGAUGGCCAAGCUGCUCGACACCCAGAGCCAGUCCCGGAAGAGAGCUCAGAAGAUGAGUUGCCACCUCAGCUACACAAGGUGUAACUGUGAAGGCUGAAGAUCCAAUGGGGGUUCCAGACCUGGGGCCUGUCUCGGCUGGUGGAGCAAUGAGUUACACUGCCCUAGAAGAUACGGGUUAGCUCAAGGAUCCAUGGCCUAGACAUCAGAAUCCAAGGGUAACCGAUGUGAUGGUGUCAGUGGUGUCUUUGGGGUGGGCAGAACUCUAUCCAGACAUGCAUCAUACCGGUGACACAUUCGCUGUGCAUAGGCUGGGUGUGUGUGUAUUUACAUAUAUUGUCUGUAUCUACAUACGUGUUGUCUGUGUUGGAGAACCAUCCAAGACCUGCACAGAAUGCCACAGAGCACACACGAGAUGGGAGAGACAAGCAAUGCUCACCCUGCCUGAUGAAAUGUUCUUCAGUUGGGAAAAGGACCUGCUUGUGGAUCUUGUUCAGCAGCCAGAAGAGCUGCUCCAUUGUCUAAACUGCAACAUGAUUAAAGAUGCAAUCAGGAUGUAGAUUUGGACUCAGGAAAAGAAGGGCUGUGAAAGAUUAUUUUUGUAACAGGAAUUGAGGGCCAGGCUUCCUCCACCCACUGACAGAGCCUGACUCAACUGAAGCGGUCGCACAUAGCAAGGGAAUACAUCUUUGAUUUUUCCAUUCCACAUUGAUGCCAGACUAGAAGAAAAGAACCCCCUCGCAGUGCCAUCAUUUCUAUCACAGGAUUUGCCUUUCUUUGGGCAUAAUUGAUUUCUCAUCGCUUGGGGGCUAUAUUCAUUUCAUGUCCUACCCCUAUAUCAGAUCACAGGUUUAUCAUGGUAAUGUUUGCCUGAGCCAGGAUCUGAAGUGAUCUAAGUCAGCUUUAUGAAAUAAUGCCAGGCCUAAAAGCUUUGAAAGAAAUUCUGCUCUAAAAGCCCUCGGUUCUCCUGCUGAGACCCAGAAUCAAGAAUAAGACUUUGUGUGUGUGUGUGUGUGUGUGUGUGUGUGUGUGUGUGUGAGAGAGAGAGAGAGAGAGGGGGGGGGGAGGGGGGAGUGGAGAUUACCAGUGCUUAUCAGAGGCAUGAUAGGCAUAUCAUAUUUAAGUACAGUACUUCUUAAUAUCCUGCUUGGCGUCUCCAAAUUGGUGCUGCCCCAUUUGCGAUUUUCUUUUUGUUUUGUCUUUGGGUGCCUUGAUGGUAAUUAUGCAGCUCUCAUGGAAAUACUACAUUUUGUAUGCCAAAAAAAGCUAUCUUAAAAAACUCAAGAAGGGAUGACUUUCAUGUUUUUACAAAAAGAGUUAAGCUCACAAUUCAACUGAUAAAGCCCUAUUUCAAACUGUCUGCAGAAACACUGGUUUUCCAUUCUUGCCCUUGGUCUUCUGUCCUUUCUAUAUUAUUUUUAGGCUAGCUGGGCCUAGUUAAGUAGUAGAAACUAUUGUGGUUUUUUUUUUCUUUAAGCACUAUUUUUUUCUGAUUUUUUUGUGGGGGAGUGGGACGCCCAUCGUCACAAUACGCCAUAUUUUAAUUUCGCCUUAGCCUUUUAGGUAAUGAUCGCUGACAACCACUACCUUGUGUUAAGGAAGUAAAUUAUCCCAGAUUAUAUAUUCUGUUUUCAUUUUUCCCAGACUAGGCUGUCUAGGAUCCCAUAGCUGAUUUUUCUAGGGAUGUUUCAUGUUUACAAAAGCCAGACCCCGGGGGGGGGGGGGGAGUGGGUUGAAGGAAAACAAAAACAGAUAAUAUAUCCUCAGUUUCCACAGACUUGUUUCUAGUUCAUGGCUCAGUAUUUUCCUGUACUCAUCAUCAUUUCUUUCCCAGUAGUUUUAUCAAGUAUCUAUGGGAUAGGGGAAAUGUUGUUGAGCUGCAACUGCAGUGUGUUGUCUGCCAAGAAAUAAAAACUUCCAAUAGCUACCCUGCAGGUGCUGUUUCCUGGGCUGAUUAGAGCUGUAGUCCAGAUGUCUGGAGUACGACUACCAUUGACCUGUAAGGCAGGGUUUCCCAACCUUGGCAACUUGAAGAUGUCCGGACUUCAACUUCCAGAGCGAAUGCUGGCUGGGGAAUUCUGGGAGUUGAAGUCCGGACAUCUUCAAGUUGCCAAGGUUGGGAAACCCUGCUGUAAGGUGCCUUUGUGCAAAAAGAUUUUUACCACCAGAACAUCAAAUCAUGUCAGUGGUUUCCCAGUGCUUUAGUUUCCCUUUUCUUCUACAGCACAUGCGCACAUGCGCAGAAUAGUAACUAAAAGAACUUCGUCCUCCAACCCAAUUGCCUGCAGUGUGGCACUGGGAUACUACUGCUCCCAUAACCCCCACCCUUGUCAUGGUGCCUUUCUAUAAUGCACAACUCAUGCACCUUUGUGUGGCUGUGGUUUAGUGCUCCAAAUUGGAUCAGGAUGGUUUAACACUACAGAUACAGCUAGGAUCAGCAUUAUGCCUACUCCUUAUUAGUAUAUGGAGAAAUCCAGCAAUAUUGACAUAUCCCUGUAGAAAGCAGAAUCACUUUGCAGAUUGCUGCUUUGAAUUGUGCUGGUUAAGUAUGGAUGCUUCUUCAGCAUCCAUCUUGACAUAGCUUAGCCAAAAGGUUAGUGGGGCAGGAAAUACUAUCAGUCAUGUAUUCUUCUUAUCUUUGCUCCAUCUGCAUCUGCAUGGAAUGGCCACCUUCUACCUCCACGAUUAUUUGUGGCAUUAGGGAGGCCAGUUUGUAUGUGAAUAAUGCAAGUGGUUUGUAAAGCAGAGCUGAUUGUCCAGCUUCCUGUACAGUGCCGUAUCUACUGAAUAAAGGAGGUGUUUUCUUCUUU